GCGUAAACAUUCAACUACGAGAAGCUCUUUCAUGAAUUGAGCCAGCGUUUGCCGUUUGGCCAAUCCGUCCGUCCGAUUGCACUUUCCCCGACACUUGCUUGAUAGAUAAUGUUAGGUAACGCGCCUGCAGCUACAAUAGCGAUACUAUACACCUCGGUGUAGAAAUCUGAUACUGUGGGAGUGCGGCGCACUACUCAAUUUGCCGAAGAGUGAAAACUCAGUGACAUUUCAGCGCUCGCUCUUGCAAGGGUCCUGCCGCACAUGCUGACAUCUAGCAGAAUAGCAUACGUUUAGGCACUUGUGUUGCCUUGUCGCUGCAACGUGGCGACGAUUGGCGAAGUGCGGGCGCCAAAGAUGCUCCGUGGCAGCAUGCUUUCAUCGACACUGAUUUUUAUGAUGUUGGUUACCUGCCGGCUUGUGGUUGCCAACCAAGGCGACGCCAGACUGCCAGAUACAGGCACGUUGGGCGCCUUGGGUGUGCUCCCGCGUGGUCUGCUGCUCGCCGACGACAAGGUGCUGGGCGCUCCUUGCCGUGGCACCCAAGAACUGCUGCAAGUGGUGGCGGCUGUAAAUGCCGUCAUCAACAACGUACCCAAGGUGCUGUCCAAAACCCCACGGGUGCCAACUUCCUUCUCUGCAAACUUUGGUCUCUCCAUGAGCGCGGCGGGGGAUGAUGGCAAGUUCUUCAUCACGGGCGCUACCAACGGCGGCACCUGCUGGAGGAACGACGUCAUCUCUGCCGUCGGCAAAGUCGUGCCCUGGCUAGACAUCAUGGACAACGCGCCCGCCACCGAUGAGCCCGGCUGGCUGUUCCGUGCGUCUGUCACGGUGACCAACACUUCGCUGGACAUGAGCCUUGCAACCGCCAGCCCCUUCACAGUCAUGGGGGCGCUCUCCGACAUGCUGAAGCUCAGCAGCCUGGGCAUAAAGCCUGCCAAGGAGGCCGCGGGCGCAACCACGGUUUUCUCCAUAGCUAUAGCUACGAACCGCACGGACGGUAGCGUUAAAAAGUUUGCGUUCGCGUUGGGCGGCGGUAGUUAUUCCAUUGCUAGCCUGCUCUCCAAGCUGGGUUUGAGCGUGUCGAGUUCGGCCACCGGCAUCACGCUGAGCAACCCCAGCCUGUCUGUGGAGGUGCCCGAAGACCCUCAGCAGGCCGCUAGCAGUGUCACGAUGGGCCUCUCGAUCAGCGGCAUCCCCUUCCUGCCCGGCUCCGCCUUUGACGCCGUGCUGGUGGUGCAGGGCUCCACCCUCAUCUCCAUUGCGAUCACCGGAAAUGUGCGCCUGUUUGACGGCACCUGCACGGCCAACGCCUUUAGCCUCGCCGUGGGCACCGCCGCACGUCAGCUGUCCGCCGCCCUGUCGCUGACCUGCCCAGAUGCCGGCAUCAACGGCGCCACGGCGUCUCUGACCUACGACGCGGGGGCCAUCAACAUCGUGGCUGAGAGCGUGUUCUCAUACCUGGACGGGUCGCUCACACUCAACAAGGUCACAUUCAGCAGCGGCCAGAAUGCCACCUAUAUUGCCGCCUCUGCGAGUGGCGGCAUUGCCAACUACAUCGCCAGCGUCAAUUACAACGUGUCACGCAUCCCGGUGAACGGCAAGCGACCCCUGACUCUGCAGUUCACGCUGCCUGCUGAGGCAAACGUGGGAGCCGUGGUCCGCGCAAUCGGUCCCACGGCAGAUGACCUGCUCCCUGACUUUGUGAAGAACGCUGUCUUGCCCAGCUUCUUCUUCGAAACGUAUACCAUGUCAAGCCUGUACCACGUGACUGUUGGGCCGCAGUCAAGCACCGGCAUCAGCGCUGACUUCGUGUUUGACAAGCAGGGUGUGCUGACCGCGAGCCUGACCAUGGCCCGGUCGCUGGACCUGGGUGCGGCCGUGACCACCGCUUUGCCGGGCGUGACCCUGCCCUUCGAUGUGCGAGGCAUCAUUGUCAUCAGCCAGCCAUAUGUCACCGUGGUGGGCGCCCGGGCCCCACAGCUCGGCGUCGUGUCCGAAGACACCAAGGCCGGCACCAGCAUGGGCUUCGGCCUGCAGGUCCCCGCCAUCCUUGGCAGCACCACCGUCACCGCCAACAUGCUGCUCAUGAACGCCAACAAGACCCGCGUGGGCACCUUUGAGAUUGGGUGGGUUGGCGACUUCACGCCGGUGCAGUACGUGACCCUGCGCGGCGCGCUGCUGCGCAUCCAGUCCGGCAGUGGCGUGACGGUCAUGGCCAACGGCACCCUGGUCUCUGUGGACGUGGCGGUGGUGCUUCAGCUGACCGGCGGCCGGAACUUCACCCUGUCUGCCGAGGCCCGAAACAUCAAGGCAGCCAACAUCCUCAAGACACUCUUUCCUUCCACGCCCGAGCUCAUCCUCACCAUCAUUAGCCCCAUCCAGCUCGAGUACAUUUCGUUCACCUGGAACGGCCGGUUCAGCUGCGAGGCGAGCCCCAACCUUUCGAGCGUGCCGGGCCUCAGUGACCUGCUCAAGUUCCUGAGCUUCAAGCAGGAGGACAUUAAGCUACGGCCCAAGCUGCUGGGCAACCUGGAAAUUGAGCUGGCCAUCGUGAAAUCCUGGGAGCUCAACCUGGGCACCCCGUUCGUGGGCAAGCCCCUUCUUGCCUUCGCGCUGGCCGUGUCCCAGUCAGACGCCAACAUCCAGUUUGCGGCCUCGGCGGACUUCAGUGCACAGAUGCGCCUUCCGUUCCUUGACCCGGAGGUCAUCUGGUUCAGCCUUGGCGCCACGGCUGCGUACGACAGCCUGGCACCGCCGCCCAGCGUGUCCUUUACCCUUCGUGCCUCUGUGUCCGCCACCACCAAUCCGUUCCAAGUCAUUGGUUUCCCCUGGAUCAAGAUCGCGUACAUUGGGGGCGAGAUCGGCCUGACGCCCUUGACUUCGCUCCCCUUCGUAUCACUGUACAAGAUUUCCUUUGAGGCCAAGGGCAUCGUGCUCAACACCACGAUCGACGUGGCAAUGCUGUGGGACCAGCCCAAGGCGGACUUCGCCAUCUUGUUCUCCAUCACAAACUUCAACCUCCAGAGCAUGCUCAACCAAAUGAGCAUCCCCGCAACGCUAGGCCCGUUCAACGUGGAUGUUCGGAAUGCGGCCUUCUCGUUCGCGCGCCAAAGUGUCAUUAUGCCCUCGGGCACCGUCAUCCCCGCAGGCCUUAACAUUGCGGCGGACAUGACAUUCCUGACCAUCUCGUUCCAGUUUAGUUUGAACAUUGACACCACCGGCUUUGAGCUCUACGCUGAAGUCAAGGACGUCACGAAGUCUCCUGUCAUCAUUCAAGCCUUCAAGACCGCUCAAGACAUUCUUGACACGCUCAACAUCAACGUCAAGAUUCAAAACCAGGUCCGGAUCGAUCUGGUCCGAAUUGGCAUGGCCCUCAAGACCACCAAGGUUAACUUCCGGUUUGGCAUCAAGGCUUACCUAUUUGGAAUUACACUGGAUUUCGACAUCAACCUGGACCCGUCAAACGCGCCGUACGAGCAAGUGUUCAAGACCCUCGCCAACAAGUUCGUGGAGCCUCUCACAGCGGCUUGCACCAAGGACUCGUACAUCCGCGGCUCCGGCUUUGUGGACCGCUGCCCCGCCGGCCGCGAAAAGCAAGGCAGCUUCUGCUACAACAACUGCCCCACAGACUGGCAGUACGGAUCGUACGGCAAGGCCAACAUCUGCUACCAGAACUGCCCCCCCAAUUAUCGCGACGAUGGCAUCGACGGCACCGGCCUCACCUGCAGCACUGUCAUGUGCAACCCCGGCCAGACAUGGGACGGAGCUCUGCUCUGCUGGAAUGCAUGCAACUCCGGGUACUCGUACAAGGCCACCCGCUGCUACAAGGACUGCCCCGACGGCUGGAAUGACGAUGCCGUGGGCCUCAGCUGCGUGCGCAACAGCUGUGGUGGUGAUGACGACAACGGCGCCGGCAUGUGCUACCCCAACUGCCGGGAUGGCUACAAAUCAAACGGUCUGACCAUGUGCAUUCAACGGGACUGCCCUUCUGGCUACCGCAAUGACCCUCUCUCGUGCUGGCGUGACGCGGACAUCAACGGAAAGGGGUGCUGCUGCGUCAACAUCUUCGGCCAUAAGCGCUGCUGCGGCUGCGGAAGCGGCUACCACGAUGACGGCUGCACGUGCCGCCGCAACGCCGACCUGAAGUGGAAGGACACGUACGACCGUGGCGUGGGUUACCCCAAAUACCGCACCUACAUCAAGGACAGCUACCUCAACUCCGCUGUCAGUGCCGUGCGCUCCUUCUCCAAGAGGACCCAGUGGCGCGAUGCCUACCCGAUGGUGUGUGCGCCCGACAAGGAGUACGACGGUGCGGCGCUGUGCUACGACAAGUGCCAGGCCGGCUACAACGGCGUUGCUUUCGUUUGCUGGGGAGGUUGCCCCUCCGGCAAGGGCCUCAUUGACUGCGGCACCUACUGCGCGCCGGCGGCCGCUGGCUCGUGUGCCAACUUCGCUGGCGCCACGUACCAGAACUGCAAGAACAAGUACCCGACUCGCCGCAUGGUCCUGGACAUGAUGCUCUCUGGCAACUACACCCAGGAACAAAUCCAGGCGGCGGCGGCCGGCGACACCACCGUCUUCAAGGGCUCCGCCUGGGAUCCCAAGUCCGUGGAGAUCGUUGACUACACCCACGGUCUGGUGGCCAGCAGCGAGGUGAAGGAGGACGCGACUGCAGGCGUUUCGAGCUUGCCCACCGCACGCAUGCUUCAGGCGGCGGCUGGCAGCAGCUGCAAGAAGACUGACACCACACCCGAGUGCUGGUGCGUGGGCAAGGCGUACGGCAUCUACGCCGACCCGGCUGGCAGGAAGAGCCGCUACCUCAUCUGCGCCGGCGACACUGGCCUUCUGCAGACCUGCCCCGGCACCAACGUCUUCAGUCCCGGUCUCAAGCUGUGUGUCUCUCCUAGCGAAGCGGCAGCGCCGUCGCCUCCGCCCGCCGACCCCAACCAGAAGCCGCCGCUCCCGGCCAAGAACUGCACGGGCCGUGAUGAUGGCAUCUACUUCCAGGACUCACGCGACAACACCACCGCCUACAAGUGCGACAGCGGCCAGCUCAUUCUGGACUUCUGCCCCGACGACUAUGUUACCGAUGAGACCACCGGCGAUUGCAAGAUCCCCGAUUACAAGCCACCCGGCCAGCUGGCGCCUUGCCAAGACCCCGACUGCUUCUGUUCCGACAAGAAGAAGGGCAACUAUACGGAUGUCCUCAGGGGCAACAUCAAGCGCUACAUCAACUGCCGCGGCAACAAGGGCCGCUGGCGCAAGUGUGAUAAGGGUGACGUGUAUGACACCGCAACCCGUCAGUGCGGCUUCAUGCCGUCGAACGCCACCCUGCCCAUCAAGGGAUGCAAGGACGUGGAGUGCUUCUGCGUGGGCCGCGCGGACGGCGUGUACGUCAACCCCUGGAGCAAUCAGACCGGUAUUUCGUGCAACUUUGGGGUGCACUUUGAGAUCCCUUGCUCGGAUGGCUUUGACUUUGUCAUUACUAAGCAGCCGUACUGCCAGCCCCAGGAUUCUCUGGGUGCGCCAGAGUUUCCCCCGGGCGUGUCAUCGUAUCCCCCAGUGCCCCCGGAUGCCCCGGAUGCUGGGGGCAGGCGCCGUAACCGCCGCCGUGGCGAGUAGAUGCAUGCAUGCUGAAAACUGUGGAUAGAGUCCCUGUGCAUGCAAGCGCGCAUCUUCUUCACAUACGUGCAUUUGCUGGUUUGUGAUCCUUUUGCCGGCCUGAAAGCCGACGACCUUUUACACGUUUACCUUUAUUGUCUUCAUUAAUACAGCACAGCAUGUGCACAAUGAUCAUGUUCAUUACGUUACUCAUGGUUACGGUGUGUGGGCACACGUUGGCUUCAUUGGGUGCGUGCCGCGUUGGACGGAAGGAUUCCAUACGUAGUUUCACGUGGCCUGUGAUGGAUGGCCCGUUGCUUGAUCUUCUUAAAUGCAGUGGAGCUGAUGUUGAGGCUCCACCCAGGGCCGUUUUACGCACACGCAUAUGUGCCUCACAACACAGCUGCAUCAAAGCGAAGUCCCCCUGUCCCGGUAACGGUAUGGCGUGUACGUCAGCUUAUUUAUCGUUGGGAAGGGUUGUUCAUCUGCACGAUGGAAACCUCUCCUUUUGCUCUGGUUAUUCUCCCAAGUGCCUUUAUGGCUGGUUCGCAUACUAUGAGAUUGCUUAAGUUCUAGAACACAGAAGCUGGGCACACGUUGCCUGCGUGAACUUUUGAACAACCGCUACAUCCGAGACGAUGUCUGCUGGUGCGUGGGCCAUGCAUGUCCUAGGCGGCGGCCGCCCUUUGCUUCGUAGUCCGGUAGGACGGUUGCAGGCCUGGGAGAAGUCGGUAGUUUACUGAGUCCAUUCGCAUUACUUCCUGGCGGGACCAAGUAAAAUAAAUAAAUGAUUACGCCUUUCCAUCAGUUCGGGCGUGGAUAAAGGGAUUAAGGGAGCCUCCGUGCAUGCUAUUGUUGCGGCGGCGCCGAAGCAGGAGGGGGCCCAUACUGUAACGCACGCCAGCC
Chlamydomonas reinhardtii is the source of this 6507-nucleotide messenger RNA. RefSeq lists its product as uncharacterized. Gene Ontology annotation, molecular function: chitin binding. The coding region runs from base 394 to 5622 and encodes 1742 amino acids. Lineage: Eukaryota; Viridiplantae; Chlorophyta; Chlorophyceae; Chlamydomonadales; Chlamydomonadaceae. Gene Ontology annotation, cellular component: extracellular region. The transcript is spliced from 30 exons. The record is from RefSeq and is a predicted model, not a curated record.